This is a messenger RNA of Myotis lucifugus (little brown bat), 1721 nucleotides long. RefSeq names its product WD repeat domain, phosphoinositide interacting 2 (gene WIPI2). Gene Ontology annotation, biological process: protein localization to phagophore assembly site; nucleophagy; autophagy of mitochondrion. The transcript is spliced from 12 exons. The coding region runs from base 69 to 1520 and encodes 483 amino acids. Gene Ontology annotation, molecular function: phosphatidylinositol-3-phosphate binding; phosphatidylinositol-3,5-bisphosphate binding; protein binding. Lineage: Eukaryota; Metazoa; Chordata; Mammalia; Chiroptera; Vespertilionidae. The record is from RefSeq and is a predicted model, not a curated record. Gene Ontology annotation, cellular component: extrinsic component of membrane; phagophore assembly site membrane; cytosol.
CGAAGGGGCGGACCGCGCACGCGCGCAGAGCGCCCCGGCUCCGGGAGCAUAAACAAGAGCGGGGAGGGAUGAGGCGGCGAUUGAUCCCGGGGCGGGCGAACGGCGGCGACUCCGGCGGCGAGCGGGGCCCGGCGCCGACCCUGAGUGCACGCGACCCCGUCCCGCGCGCGAGCCUCCGGCCGGGACCACCCGCCCGCCGCGCGCCCACCAUGAACCUGGCCAGUCAGAGCGGCGAGGCUGGCGCCGACCAGCUGCUCUUCGCCAACUUCAACCAGGACGUCACGUCCCUAGCUGUUGGUAGUAAGUCCGGUUAUAAAUUUUUCUCCCUUUCUUCUGUGGAUAAGCUGGAACAGAUCUAUGAAUGCACUGACACUGAAGACGUGUGCAUCGUGGAAAGAUUGUUCUCGAGCAGCUUGGUGGCCAUCGUCAGCCUCAAAGCUCCUCGGAAGCUGAAAGUUUGCCACUUUAAGAAGGGAACGGAGAUCUGCAACUACAGCUACUCCAACACCAUCCUGGCUGUGAAGCUGAACAGGCAGAGGCUCAUCGUGUGCCUGGAGGAGUCUCUGUACAUCCACAACAUUCGGGACAUGAAGGUGCUGCACACCAUCCGGGAGACGCCCCCGAACCCGGCGGGCCUGUGCGCGCUGUCCAUCAACAAUGACAACUGCUACCUGGCCUACCCCGGCAGCGCCACCAUCGGAGAGGUGCAGGUCUUCGACACCAUUAACCUGCGAGCUGCCAACAUGAUUCCCGCUCACGACAGUCCUUUGGCCGCGCUGGCCUUCGACGCCAGUGGAACCAAGCUCGCCACUGCUUCCGAGAAGGGGACCGUGAUUAGGGUGUUUUCCAUUCCAGAGGGACAGAAACUCUUUGAGUUCCGGAGAGGAGUUAAGAGGUGUGUGAGCAUCUGCUCGCUGGCCUUCAGCAUGGACGGCAUGUUCCUCUCCGCCUCCAGCAACACAGAGACAGUGCACAUCUUCAAACUCGAGACUGUGAAGGAAAAGCCGCAGGAGGAGCCCUCCACCUGGACCGGCUACUUCGGGAAGAUGCUCCUGAACUCCACCAGCUACCUGCCCUCCCAGGUCACAGAGAUGUUCAACCAGGGCAGGGCCUUCGCCACGGUCCGCCUGCCCUUCUGCGGCCACAAGAACAUCUGCUCCCUGACCACAAUUCAGAAGAUCCCCCGACUGCUGGUGGGAGCGUCCGACGGCUACUUGUACAUGUACAACCUGGACCCCCAGGAGGGCGGCGAGUGCACCCUCAUGAAGCAGCACAAGUUGGACGGCAGCAUGGAGACAACCAAUGAGAUCUUAGACUCUGCCUCUCACGACUGCCCCUUGGUAACCCAGCCCUACAGCACAGCUGUGGCCAAAGGCACUCACGCGCCUGCAUCUCCCACGAGACUGGCCUACACGGACGAGCUGGGCGCCGUGGGCGGCGCGUGCCUGGAGGAGGAAGCCAGCGCCCUGCGGCUGGAGGAAGACAGUGAGCACCCUCCCAUGAUUCUGCGGACGGACUGAACUUGAGCUGUGAACUCUGACCCCACAGCAGAGAACACUGGCUGACAGGACUUUGUGUGAUGCUGCUACGAACUUUGACCUGAGUUGGGGGAGAGGAUGGCAGAGACUUAAAAAGAGAAAAAGGUUGUAGUUGUAGUCUCUUUCCCUACUGAGAAAUACAUGGUUUUCACUUCAGUGGCUUUUAAUCUGCUAUGAAUUUCA